This is a messenger RNA of Tachysurus vachellii, 3793 nucleotides long. RefSeq names its product solute carrier family 38 member 5a (gene slc38a5a). The transcript has 16 exons. The record is from RefSeq and is a predicted model, not a curated record. The coding region runs from base 368 to 1825 and encodes 485 amino acids. Gene Ontology annotation, molecular function: glycine transmembrane transporter activity; L-glutamine transmembrane transporter activity. NCBI's taxonomy places the organism in Eukaryota, Metazoa, Chordata, Actinopteri, Siluriformes, Bagridae. Gene Ontology annotation, biological process: glycine transport; serine transport; L-histidine transmembrane transport.
UGUGUAGAAGGUGACAGACGGCACAGUAACCUAAACAGUCCUGAGGAUUUUAAUUGAAACUCUUGAAACACAAAAACAAAAGAAAGAAAGAAACACAGAAACAAAGAAAGAAAGAGCAGGAGCGGAGCACCCAGCUGUGGGUCGUUCUUUCUCUUUGCAUGAAUCAGUUGUUCCUGGCAGGAGCGCUGUUGAGUGGUAGAGCAAGCAUCAAUACUGGUUGAGUCUUGCAUCAGACAGGAGCCACGCGCCCUCGAGACAGACGUGCUGCUGCAUGUUCUCUACUCCUAGUGUGAUAUCAUUUUCAGAUUUUGUCGUUACUUAGAAGAACGUGUUCACAGCCAAAGCAUCUCUGUUCAAUCACUACACCAUGGAGCUCCACAAGAUGGUGAACGGCCACUGCGAAAAAAGAGGCGAGGAGGAUGGGUUUGAUUCCCUAGAGAACAUGCCAGAGAGAGAAGAGCUUCUAGACAAAAAUACAGAUGAGAAGAAAGAAGAGAAGAAAGAAGAGUUUACAGAUUUUGUGGGGAAGACAUCAUUUGGAAUGUCCAUCUUUAAUCUCAGUAAUGCCAUCAUGGGCAGCGGCAUUCUGGGUCUAGCAUAUGCAAUGUCCAACACUGGCAUUGUCCUCUUUGUAAUUCUAAUCAUCCUCAUUGCUAUUUUGUCUGCAUACUCCAUCCACCUGCUGCUGAAGUGUGCUGGAGUGGUCGGGAUUCGUGCAUAUGAACAGUUGGGUUAUCGUGCAUUCGGAUCAGCAGGCAAAAUCAUAGCAGCCUGCGUUAUAACUAUUCAUAACAUUGGAGCCAUGUCUAGCUACCUGUUUAUUGUGAAGACAGAGUUGCCAGCUGUUAUUAUAGGCCUAAUGGACAAACAGACAAACUCAGAGUGGUAUGUGAAUGGAAGCUAUCUCAUCAUCAUCGUCAGUAUCUGUGUAAUCUUACCGCUUGCCCUCAUGCGCCAUCUUGGGUAUCUUGGCUACACCAGUGGUUUCUCGCUCACAUGCAUGUUUUUCUUCCUCAUAUCUGUUAUCUAUAAGAAGUUUGUUACUGUGUGUUCAUCUGAACACCUCAGCAUCAGCACCAACACCACAAAUAUGCCUCUUAAUACCACUACACACAACCCUGAUGACUACAUGCACAACAGCACCUGCAAGGCGGAACUCAUCACUCUCACACCACAGGCUGCAUAUACCAUUCCUAUUCUGGCCUUCGCUUUUGUGUGUCACCCUGAAGUGCUGCCCAUCUACACAGAAUUGAAAAAACCAACUAAGCAGCGCAUGCAGAAGGUGGCUAAUAUCUCCAUCCUGUCCAUGUUCAUCAUGUACCUACUAACUGCCAUCUUUGGCUACCUCACUUUCUAUGGUAAUGUAAAAGAUGAACUCCUGAAGAGCUACUCCACCAAUGACACACUGAUGCUGUGUGUACGCCUGGCUGUGUUGGUCGCUGUCACUCUCACUGUGCCUGUUGUUCUGUUCCCGAUCCGCCGUGCUGUGCAGCAGCUGCUGUUCAAUAAUAAACCUUUUCGCUGGGUUCGCCACAUCGCCAUCGCUGUCAUUCUCCUCAUCUUUGUCAACAUCCUCGUCAUCUUCGUCCCUGACAUCAGGGAGAUAUUUGGUGUCAUUGGAGCCACAUCAGCACCCAGUCUUAUUUUUAUACUUCCUGGAAUAUUCUACAUCCGCAUCAUACCUGAAGAACAGGAACCACUGAAAUCUCGGCCAAAGAUCCAGGCAGCAAUAUUUGCAGCUUUGGGCUUCCUCUUCAUGGUGAUGAGCAUAAGCUCCAUCAUCAUCCAGUGGGUGACUGGGGGCAGUAGAGUGGGAGGACACUAACAGACAUUAGCACAGCAGUAAACAGUGCAGUAAAGAUGCACACACAAGCACACACACUUUCCAUCAGUUACCAUCAAACAACGUGGACCUCGAAAACCGAGCAUGUUGCAGCUCAAAGCAGCAACUGAGACAUCGCUGUAAAACAUACUCUGUGAAGAUUUUGCAGAAGGCUUGUGUCAUCUUCUUAUAUAAGUAUCCCGUAUUCUACCACUGUUAUAAAUACUGGACCCGAUGCCUGCCAGAUGGAUGGAUGGAUGGAUGGAUGUAUAUAUGACAGCAGUAAGGAAAACUUUCAUUCAGGAAUUCUCCGAUUUUUUCAGUAUCAGUUUAAUUUCAGUGGCUAAUUAUAGGCUUUUAUUGGAACUAUGAACAGAAACAACACUGAUAAGCGCUCGAACACUGCCACACUGCCAUCCUGACAGAAAACUUAUUGUUUCUUAACCAAUGUAUGUUCAUACUGGAAAAUUUGUUUUUUAUUAAUUUUGAAAUUCCGUCUGAAAUUCCAACAUAAAGACCAAAGACAUAAAGAAAAAAGAAAACUACAUGAGGUUGAAAUAAAAGAUGGUGUGCAACCGAGCUAAAAAAUGUUAGACUAAAAUAAUAUUAGUAGUUAAACAGUUAAUAGAGUAGGCUUUCAGGGAGAAUUACAAACAUGUCAUAUAAAAUUAGUCAUAUAACAUGAGAACUAAUGCAAGUAUAAAAUAUAGCUUACAAAGGAUGUGUUAUAUUUCUGGAGCUCCAAUGUGUUUUACAUCACAGCGGAAUGUUUAAAGAGAAGUUUGACAUUAUGAGGUCAUUGUUUUUGUUGUAAAUUAUUGCACAGCAAAGAAGAUAGUUCUGAAAAGUGUGUGUUUUCAGUACAUCUUAAUGCACAGAAAGGCUGCAGAUCUUAUAAAGCGCUGAGUUUAAUUUAGUUCCCGUGCAUGCAGAUGGAUUUUUAUGACUUUUCUAUUUGUAAAUGCUGAUUGUUUUCUUUGAUUACUCAUGAAGAUCCCUCCUACUCCAACAAUCUACAGUAUAAUUUAUGUGAUUUAACUCGUUUUUACUGCACAUUCCUCUUGAAGUCUUUUCAGGUUUUCUGACCUGCUUUGUGAUAAAUUAUUUGUACCACUCGGUUACCUGGAUAGGUUUUAAAUCAGCCCUGCAGCACAGAGAACGUUGGGUAAUGCUUUAUGUUAAUAAUAAUAUAUAUACAGUAUAUAUACUGUAUAUAUGCAUUGGCCUGAGAAAACGCUUCCCACUGUCACAUUUAUUCUAGUAUACAUACACACACACACACUAUAUAUAUAGCAGAACAUUUCUGAAAAAUUUCUUUUUUCACAUGCAGAAAGAAGCUACAUGUAAAAAUCUGGUUACCCCAGAAGUUAAAAUAAAAAACAAACAAGAAUCACAGACAAUUUCACAAUUAAAAGAUGAUCAAACUGAAUUUAUUAGCAUUUCAGUUACCAUGUAGCUCCCUAACAGCUUCAUUAAAGCUUGAAAUUCACACGUACCCUCUAUGAACUUUGACAGAAGAAAGCAUAGGGAAGAUUAAAAACAUAAAUAUUAGCUUUUCCAAGUAAUUUCUGUAAGUAUGUUUGUCAGAUUUCAGCUGCAGUGACAUCUAGUGGUUUCUUAAACCACCACACCGAUGACUUCUGUUGUAUUACACUCCUGUCACACACAAAAAAUUGUGCACUUUUAUUUGUCAGCUUCUGGUUAUUUUGUCAACACACACUGAAGAUUCAUGUCAUCAGCCAUGUAUAGUUUUGUCUGUGUAACCAGUUUAUGAAGUGCUGUGUACUGUAGGUCAUGUGAGCAGUAUUGACCCGUUCAACCAAAAGUGUUGCCAACUAUUAUAAAAUUUGGGAUAAAAAUAAUUUUAUAUAAAUUUUGUAUAAAUUUAUGACUACAGGCACCAUGAACAGGAACAAGAAGCAUUUGUGUACAAAAUUUUAAAAUAAACAUAAGUUAUUUGUUAUUUGUAAA